AUGCGAUUGCUAUUAUUAUCAACUGGACCCUCAGUCGAACGCAUCAGACUGUGUCCGGAGAAGCUAGAAGCUAGUGUCUGGCAACUCAAUGAUUCCGACCAACCGAUAAGAAGACAGACCGAGCCGUUGUCACCGCCGAGGAGAAGAAAAAACACGGCGGCCGAAUCUGCCGCCUCCCCUGGUUCCGAGGAAGGUGGUGCCAGCGAACCAUCGGCUUCGCCCUCACUCGCUCCUGAGGCCUUGCCCCCCUCCAUUGGGAGGGAGCCCGCUCCAUCUCCCACCGAAGCUGCCACUCUCUGGGACCCAGUUGACCCACUGGGUCUAUUCGACGAGCUGGAGGGACCGUUGCACUGGCCAUCCCAAGGGCUGUUUGCAUGA
Messenger RNA from Penicillium mononematosum, 378 nucleotides. RefSeq lists its product as uncharacterized. The record is from RefSeq and is a predicted model, not a curated record. Lineage: Eukaryota; Fungi; Ascomycota; Eurotiomycetes; Eurotiales; Aspergillaceae. The coding region runs from base 1 to 378 and encodes 125 amino acids. The transcript has 2 exons.